This is a messenger RNA of Aegilops tauschii subsp. strangulata, 2466 nucleotides long. RefSeq lists its product as uncharacterized. NCBI's taxonomy places the organism in Eukaryota, Viridiplantae, Streptophyta, Magnoliopsida, Poales, Poaceae. The record is from RefSeq and is a predicted model, not a curated record.
AUGAGCUCCGCCAAGGCUAAGGCUGCUGCAACAAUCCUGCUCACCUUGGAGAAGCUCUUUAUGCUGGACAUCGCUACUCACAUUGCGAGUGUGGAGCUGUGGGUGCUGGUGACGACAGUGCUAUUGGUGUGGAGGUUCCUCCUCGACUUCUCGGGGCCAUGGUUUGGGAAGCCUAGCAGGAUGUUUACUGUCGUCACCAUGGAGAUACUGAACCAGAACUUGGUGAUGUACACCAUGGGACUGAUGCAGCUAUCGGGCGCGAGGGUGAACGACUACUUCCAGGUGUGGGCGGUUCUGCUGGUCACCCUGCAGUACAGCGUCAAGAUCGGGCGCCCCUACACCAGGUCCAAGCAGGUCCCCUUGCUGGACCUCAUGUCCUCCUUCUGGUCAGCCAAUCUCCUCCGGGUGCAGACCUUUGAGCUCCUCAGGAUCCCCCUCUGGUUGAUCUGGGCGCUUAAUGCAGUUCGAAUCAUCGUGCUCUUCGUCACCUCAAGUAAAGGGGAGACUGAAAACCAAGAGAGCAUGAGGCUGGUGAGCGACUACAUGAGCUAUGAGGACCAUCUCCCUGCUCUUGCUGCUGCAGCUGGUGGUUCUGAUGAUGAGCAGGAGGUGUCAGAAAUGGCAGGGUGCAAGUACCUGGUGCAUGGGGAGCACCGGGUGCUCAAGGAAGUACAAGAGGGCCGGCGGGAGGGAAGAAGAAGACUAUCUUCUUGCUUCAGAAGGGAGAGAAUAAUAAUCGAGUCCAACAGGAGCUACAAGAUUCAGUUGGAUCCAGAUGGUGUCCACAAGGAUCACCUGGUCACCGUGGAGAAGCUAUGGCGUGACACCAGCAAGAGCAGAUUGUUGGGAGGCGCAAGCACAGCAGACCCUGGCAACCAGCGCAAGGACCUGUGCCUCUCGUUCGCGAUGUACAAGCUGCUGCGCCGUCGGUUCUAUGAUCUCCCGGUGCAUGAACUCACUAGGCCGCAGGGGAAAAACAAGAUCCGCAAGCUCGUCAUCGACUACAUCCUUAAGGACUGCGAGAGGGCGUUCCGCAUCACAGGGGUCGAGCUGUCCUUCCUCCAAGACCUCUUCUAUAGCAAGCACGCCGCGGUGUUUGCCGGCGGAGCCAUGGUUCCACUCCGGAGCCUGCUGCUCUCGCUGUCCUUGGCGGCGGCGACGGGAUACAUUGCGUAUCCUGCCCGAUACAUACCCGAGAGGAUGGAUCCAGCAGACCGGAACAGGAUCACACACGGCGUGUUCAUCACACGCCUCAUGGUCGGCAUCAUCGUUCUCAAGGAGCUCUUGGAGAUUUUUCUCUAUGUGCUGUCACGGUGGGCAAAGGUUCUGAUGUUGUGCAAGUACGUCCAGCAUCAGUGCUUGCGGCGUCCGAUGGUGGAGAUGGCAAUGAGGUUCAUGUUGUUUUUCGGCAGCAAAGCCAAAUGGAUUCAGACGGUCAGUCAGCAGAACCUUCUGGUUACAUUCCGUGUGCUAAAGCCAGCAGGUGUGCUGCCUCCGCUCACAUGGAGGAUGGUACUCUGUCGAGGGGAAACUGUUGGAACAACCGCCCUGAAAGAUUACACCAAGAUUGCGAUAUUGGAUACGCUCAAGAAGUUGGAGAAGGAAGGGCUAGCGCUGGAUAACUACUUCUCAAACGCCUUCAGAUCAAAUGAGAAGGUGGUGGAGUGGCCAAGAAACCUCAAGGUAGACACCCACAUCAUACUGGUCUGGCAUAUCGCCACCAGCCUCUGUGAGAUCAACUUCUUCAACACGGUCAAGAAGCUCAGGGCUGUGCAGCGACCGCGGCCUUUCGUCGACGGUCCAAAUGGAAUUCGCAAUAAAAGGAAAAACUAUGAAUCUGUGUGGUCUGAGCAGUAUGCAACUGCAGCCACCUUAUCCAACUAUUGUACGUAUCUGGUCAGCAAGGAUCUGGUGCCGGAUAAUCCCAUUGUUGCCGGAAUGGUCCUUGGUGAGGUAAUCCAAGAAAUUGACCACGUUACAUCCAAAUUCAAUCGCCAGUGGGGGCGUGGCAAGCUACCUUUCAUAUUUGUGUACAAUGGCCUUAUGGAGACAGUCCACAAGCCCUGCGAGAACACUGAUCACCAUCAGAGCUGGGGCUGGGGCCCUGACGUGGAACCAGUAACACCAGAGCAAGUGAGAGAAAAAGAAGACGAUGGAGGCCUCCACAUUGGGUGUUCCAUAACAAGGAUGGGUGCAAUGCUAGGGAAGCACCUGAUAAAGGUGUAUGAAGGCCACGCAGAAGGCCUGUGGAGCGACCUGGCCAACUUCUGGACGGGGUUCCUCCUCCACUUGGCCGCGAACACGAGGGCAGCCACCCACGGGAGGCAUCUUGCCGGCGACAGUGAGCUCAUCACACACCUGUGGGCAUUGGUCUCCCACGCCGGCUUUCGUGGGAACGCCAUCCAUGGCGAAGAGGGGCCAGACCAGGAGGACAUCCCUGAUAUCAACCAGGCAGCCAACCAAUGA